This is a messenger RNA of Rosa chinensis, 1726 nucleotides long. Its product is annotated as solute carrier family 25 member 44. Gene Ontology annotation, biological process: transmembrane transport. Bases 420 to 1232 code for a protein of 270 amino acids. The record is from RefSeq and is a predicted model, not a curated record. Lineage: Eukaryota; Viridiplantae; Streptophyta; Magnoliopsida; Rosales; Rosaceae. The transcript has 6 exons.
AGUCAUUGCCGUGUCUCGUAAAAUACGAUUCUCUGCCUGAGAGCUGGGAGCCGAGCAGGAGCAGCAGGUUUCCUAGUACUUAAAACUUGGCCGGAAUCCCAUUUCUCCGACACAAAAGUAACCGGAGAGUUGCAAACCUUCCCUCGAAAGUUGAAAGCAACACGUAAGAAGUGCCUGAGCCGGAAAAGAAAAAAAAAGAAAAAGGGUGAUGUCGGUGGAAGCUGAGGUUGAGACAGCGGCGGAGUUGGCCCUUGCCGAUACUAAUGUCAACUGGGACAGGUGGUGGUUGAUGUGGUUUAGAACUGAUUCUGUUUUCACCUUAACAUAGGUUGGACAAGACGAGGUUCCAUAUAAUUGGGGCUAUUCUCUUCACCGUGCAAUCAGCCUUACUACACCCAACAUCAGUUGUGAAAACCAGAAUGCAAGUAGACUCUGGACUCUCUCACAUGAGUGGAACAUCAGUAUUUAAACAGAUAUUAAAGACAGAUGGAAUCCCUGGAGUCUUCAGGGGUUUUGGCACUUCUGCAAUUGGAUCAUUGCCUGGUAGGGUCUUGGCUUUGACAUCGCUUGAAGUAUCAAAGGAUAUGAUGUUCAAGUACACUGAAGGACUAAAGAUGCCUGAAGCUACACGUAUUGGUAUUGCAAAUGGAGUGGCGGGCAUGUUCUCAAAUUUCAUUUCUUGUGCAUACUAUGUACCCUUGGAUGUGACUUGCCAGAGACUAAUGGUUCAAGGACUUUCUGGGACUACAUCCUGCAACCGACCAUUUGAAAUCAUAAGUAAAGUUAUAGAGGCUGAAGGUUUUCGUGGUCUGUACAGAGGCUUUUGGUUGACAGCUCUGAGCCAGUCGCCGGCAUCUGCGCUUUGGUGGGGAGCCUAUGGUUCUGCCCAACACAUGAUCUGGAGGAGUUUGGGCUAUAGUGAUAAAGACCAACAAAAGCCAUCUCAUAUGGAGAUGGUGACAGUUCAGGCUGCAGCUGGUAUGAUGGCUGGUGCUUUGUCCUCUGUCAUCACUACUCCUAUUGACACAAUCAAGACACGACUUCAGGUCAUGGAUAACUAUGGUGCUGGAAGACCAACAGUAUUGAAGACGGCAAAGACACUCCUUGAAGAAGAUGGAUGGUGGGGCUUUUACAGAGGAUUUGGUCCGCGGUUCUUAAAUAUGUCACUCUAUGGAACUACAAUGAUAGUCACUUAUGAACUGAUCAAAAGAUUAUCUAUAAGACAAGAAUGACUUCUCGAGCUGGAAGAGGUUCAAGUUUGCUGUACUGCCUGUUGCUUCUUGGACCGGGAGGAAGGUGAUUCCGAGUGGUAUUCCAACUUUUUUAGGAGCAGACACUAGUCAGUCAGCGACUCAAACAUUGACCUUUUGACAUUAGGAGCCUUUAUUUAACGGUUUCUUUUUCAGUCUGUUCCUUCUCUGAUAGGCUUGGUUUUGUUGUUCACUAUAGUUUUGUAAUUGUGUGCGUCCAUUGAAUUGUUAGGAGUAUCAAGUUCUAACGUGUCAGGGAAGUUGAUAGGGUUCUUUAGUGUCAGGGAAUGAAUAGAAACCUCGUCCCAAGCCAUAUAUUCGACUUUUCAUCAAAUGCAGCUCUUGAGCUUUCACAGAAUUAUACUUCCAUGGCAGUCAGCUUUCAAAGAACUGUAAUAUACAUCUAUGAGAUGGAGUAUGAAAUUGUACAUCCAUGAGUCAGUUAAAUUGUGAUAAAAAAUCAUCAAUCAACGAAU